Molecule: messenger RNA, 942 nt
Organism: Diceros bicornis minor
Lineage: Eukaryota; Metazoa; Chordata; Mammalia; Perissodactyla; Rhinocerotidae
Product: tyrosine-protein kinase Fer-like
Biological process (GO): Fc-epsilon receptor signaling pathway; regulation of mast cell degranulation; chemotaxis
Molecular function (GO): ATP binding; protein tyrosine kinase activity
Source: RefSeq, a predicted model, not a curated record
AUGCCUUGCCCAGGAUAUGUGAUUCCGGCCCAGCCGGGGCGAUUGACAGGACUCUCCCGGCAGUGGGGCGUGGAUGAUAAUAAGAAAUGGGUUCUCAAUCAUAAAGAUGUCACAAUAGGAGAAUUAAUGGGCAAGGAAAAUUUCAAUGAUGUAUUUAAGGGCACAUUAAAGGAUAAAACUGCUGUUGCUGUUAAAACACGUAAAGAUGAUCCUUCUCAGGAACUGAAAUUAAAAUUUUUACAAGAAGCCAAAAUCCUCCAGCAAUAUAAUCAUCCCAGUAUUGUCAAACUUAUAGGAGUUUGCACACAAAUACAGCCUAUCUAUAUCAUUAAGGAACUGGUUCCAGGAGGCGAUUUCCUCUCCUUUCUGAGAAAGAAGGAUGAAUUAAAACAGUUAGUGAAAUUUUCAUUAGACGCUGCUUCUGGACGGCGAAUCUCGAGUAAAAACUGUAUACACAGGGACCUUGCUGCAAGAAACUGCCGAGGUGAAAAUAAUGUUCUGAAAAUCAGUGACUUUGGAAUGUCUCGUCAAGAGGAUGGUGGUGUGUAUUCAUCUUCUGACUUAAAGCAGAUUCCCAUUAAAUGGACAGCACCAGAAGCUCUUAAUUAUGGGAGAUAUCGUUCUGACAGUGACGCAUGGAGCUUUGGCAUCCUCCUCUGGGAGACCUUCAGCUUAGGGGUCUGUCCAUACCCUGGAAUGACAAAUCAGCAAGCACAAGAGCAAGUGGAAAGAAGAUACUGGAUGUCAGUCUCUCAGCAGUGUCCAGAGCGUAUUUAUAAAAUAAUGCUGAAGUCUUGGGAUUACAAACUUGAAAACAGCCCCAAGUUCAGUGAACUUCAGAAAGAACUGCCAUCAAGAAGAAAGUCACAUAGUGAUGAAACAGUGCCAAACUCAGCCUUCAGGACUCUAUCUUCCAGCAGAGUAAUAUUUUCUUCUCAUUAA